UCGAUUGCAGGAAGUCUUGCAAGGCCUGUUUUCGAGGUUGGAUAUGGUACUUGUGGUAGUAGCAGAACUCGAAUAUAGCAAAAUGGCCGUCUCUGGAUUUUGAGUUUUUCCUUGACCACAUUUUCAUCAAAAACACCGAUUAUUUCAUGCCAGUUGCGAAAUGGAAGGAGAAACUCUGUAUCUGAUCUUGGUUGCAUUCCUGUGGGGCUUCACCAACCCAAUGAUCAAGCAAGGCGGUGCAGGUAUUGAAAACAUCAAGAAAAGAAAUGCCCUACUCCAGUUCUUUGCUGAGGUGCAAUUCUUGGUCUCAAAUUGGAAGUACAUGGUCCCAUUCCUUAUAAAUCAGUCAGGAUCCAUUAUAUAUUUCCUGUGUUUAGCAUCAGUCAAUUUAUCCAUGGCAGUCCCCAUUACCAAUGCCCUGACAUUUAUAUUUACUAUCGUGGCUGGCAAAGUUAUUUUAGAAGAAAAAAUAAGUACAGAGACGCUUGUUGGAAUGUUACUGGUGCUGGGAGGCGUGACCUUAUGUGCGUGUGGGAAUGUCGCCGCAUCAUCAUGAGGAAUGCAAUAGUGGUUGUGUAUGCAAAGACUUGAUGGAUUUUUGCAGGACAUUCAGAACAAUAUGCUUCCAUAUCUCGCAUGCUUUUGUGUGUGACAUUGGCUUUUAGUCUGGUGAAAGAACUAGAGCGGCCAGAAGGUAUUACCUAAGAAUUUGUGAAUAUUUGGGAUGGCACCUUGCCAUAACAAAAUUUAUCUGGCACUUGGAUUAAGACUUGGUAUGCAGUAAUACUACACUAUGUCUAAUGCAUCAGAUUCACACUGUAUGUUAAUGGCAUUUUAAACCUGUGUGCAGAUUUUGUAUUAAGUUAUUUAUUCAAGAGUGUUUCACCGUCCAGAUUGGAUAAGACAAUAUAAGCCAUAGUCCGUUGUGUCUGAUGUCUAUGCCGGGCAACUAAAGACAGCACAUGUUGAUAGUAGCCUGUAGUGUACUCGCAUUUGUAUAUGCCAACAGGCUAAGAUGGUACCUUCGAGUUUAACUGAUUACCUACCUAACCAGGAAGGCUGACAAAGACCAUACCAUCACUCAGCUCAUUUGGCUAAUUGAUUGACUUAAUUUAUGUUAA
Molecule: messenger RNA, 1121 nt
Organism: Lineus longissimus
Lineage: Eukaryota; Metazoa; Nemertea; Pilidiophora; Heteronemertea; Lineidae
Product: transmembrane protein 234-like
Exons: 5
Coding region: 161-556 (131 amino acids)
Source: RefSeq, a predicted model, not a curated record